AUGAAAUAUGAUCUUGAAAAUAAAACAAGCCAUACCUUGCAUACGACAGAUACAUUACACUCAAUAAUGGACAAGGCUGUACAUGAUUUAUAUAAACAAACAAAUGAUGAUCAACAGAAAGUUAUAGCACCAAAUGAUGGUAGUUUAACAUCAACACCGACAAUAAUAGAAACAGUUGAUCAACAUCCUAUUGGUCAACAGGCAACAAAACCAGUGACUCAAGCUGAUGCAGAAGCGAGUCCAGCUAUAAAACCAAAUUGA
This is a messenger RNA of Rotaria sordida, 261 nucleotides long. Lineage: Eukaryota; Metazoa; Rotifera; Eurotatoria; Philodinida; Philodinidae. The record is from the annotation of a GenBank genome assembly.